AUGGCCCUCCAGCUUCCUCCGCUCCCGCUGCCAGAAGGCGUGACCUCCAGACAGAUCGACACGGCGCCGCUCGGAAUAUCAUUCCAUAUACUCGAGGCAGGGCACUCGGCUGCACACGACCGGCCGCUGAUACUGCUGCUUCACGGCUUCCCGGAGCUGGCUUACUCGUGGCGCAAGGUGAUGCCGCUACUGGCGUCCGGAGGGUACUAUGUGGUUGCGCCGGACCAGCGAGGCUUCGGGCGGACGACGGGCUGGGACACGCGAGACUAUGACAACGUCGACCUAAGAGACUUUGCCGUGACGAACCUCGUGCGGGACAUGGUGGUGCUGGUGCAUGCGCUGGGGUAUAAGAGCGUCGAGUGCAUUGUCGGACACGACUUCGGGGCCGUGGUGGCCGGGUACAGCGCUCUCGCCAGACCCGAUUUCUUCAAGCGCGUGGCCUUCAUGAACCAUCCGUUUGUCGGCGCGCGAGAGCUCUCGGGAGAGGUCGAGGGCGGCGGUGACGACGAUCAUAUACACCGGGAGCUGGCUGCGUUGAACAGGAAACAUUACAAGUGGUACUACUCUACGCGGCAGGCGAACGGUGAUAUGGUGCGGCCGGCCCAGGGCUUGCAUGAGUUCCUGCGCGGAUACUUCUACCUCAAGAGCGCUACCUGGUUGCUCAACAAGCCGGUUGAGCUUCAGGCCUGGACGGCCGCGGAGCUCGCGAAGAUGCCGGAUUACUACGUCAUGCCCCUGUAUGCCUCCAUGCCGGAAGCCGUGGCCUUCAGCGUGGCUCUGGAUACGCCGCUGCCCGUGCAGGAGUCGCGGAGCUGGCUGCCGGACGAGGAGCUGGCAGUGUACGUCGACGAGUUUGGGCGUACGGGCUUCCAGGGCGGGCUGAACUGGUACCGCGUGGCCACGAGCUCCUGUCCCGACUUCAAACGAGACCUGGACAUCUUUGCUGGCCGGAAGAUCGACUGUCCGUGUCUGUAUAUUGGCGGCGCAAGGGACUGGGGCACGUACCAGGUACCUGGCGCGAUCGAGAAGCUGGCCAACAACGUAUGCGAGGAUUUCUGCGAAGUAAUAGUCGACGACGCGGGACAUUGGCUGGCGCAGGAGAAGCCGCAGGAGGUGGUUGAUGCUCUUGCGGCGUUCAUACAUUGGCAGUAA
This is a messenger RNA of Trichophyton benhamiae CBS 112371, 1152 nucleotides long. RefSeq lists its product as uncharacterized. Gene Ontology annotation, molecular function: hydrolase activity. Lineage: Eukaryota; Fungi; Ascomycota; Eurotiomycetes; Onygenales; Arthrodermataceae. The transcript has a single exon. The record is from RefSeq and is a predicted model, not a curated record. Bases 1 to 1152 code for a protein of 383 amino acids.